Molecule: messenger RNA, 1985 nt
Organism: Cornus florida
Lineage: Eukaryota; Viridiplantae; Streptophyta; Magnoliopsida; Cornales; Cornaceae
Product: sulfoquinovosyl transferase SQD2
Exons: 11
Coding region: 193-1749 (518 amino acids)
Biological process (GO): glycolipid biosynthetic process; sulfolipid biosynthetic process
Cellular component (GO): chloroplast envelope
Molecular function (GO): UDP-sulfoquinovose:DAG sulfoquinovosyltransferase activity
Source: RefSeq, a predicted model, not a curated record
GAAGAGCUUCCAUUUAUUCCACGAGUUUGAUAAAGAAUAUCCAUUGAGAGUCUUCUCUCAUGGCCUCUUGGAUACCUUCCUACUUUACACGCAUACUUCCCGGAAUAAUAAACCAAAAACCCAACUCAUCUCUUUCCUACAAGCCACCAUUAUUAAUGUAGUAGUAUUUAACUUCACCCCCAAUCAAUCAUCAUGUCCAUUUCUUCUCUCUCUAUAAAUCUCACUCUCUCUCCUCCUUUCUUCUACGCCUCUUCCUCUCCCUUUCCCUCCGCCGUUGCUUCUUCUUCAGAUACACCACCAUUUUUUCUGAGAGUCUCUUGUCUGUGUCCUUCCAGAACACAACCCAUUAGCCUACUAUGCACACAGACUCGAUCUUUGCAAUCUAGAAGAAAACCCAAGAGUGGGAGGUUGAGACAGAGACCUUUUAUUGCAGCUAGCAACAUGACCAUCACAGAGGUCAGGGAAGAAGAAGAAGAGGAAAAUCCUCCUCCAUUGCUUGAAUCGGAAAUCAAUUCAAAGCCUCGGCGUAUCGCUCUCUUUGUCGAGCCCUCUCCCUUUUCUUAUGUGUCUGGGUAUAAAAAUCGGUUCCAGAAUUUUAUUAGGUAUCUGCGCGAAAUGGGGGAUGAGGUGAUGGUUGUGACAACGCAUGAAGGAGUUCCUCAGGAAUUUUAUGGAGCAAAACUGAUUGGAUCACGAAGCUUCCCUUGUCCAUGGUACUCAAAGGUGCCCCUUUCCCUAGCACUAAGCCCUAGAAUAAUCUCAGCAGUUGCUGAGUUCAAGCCUGACAUAAUACACGCAUCAUCCCCUGGUAUUAUGGUGUUUGGUGCUCUCAUUAUUGCAAAACUAUUGUGUGUCCCUUUAGUUAUGUCUUAUCACACACACGUUCCAGUGUACAUACCAAGAUACACUUUUAGUUGGCUGGUCAAACCUAUGUGGUUGGUCAUAAAAUUUCUUCACCGAGCAGCUGAUCUAACGCUGGUGCCAUCAGCUGCCAUUGGAAAGGAUCUUGAAGCAGCUAGGGUAACGGCAGCUAAUAAGAUUCGUCUCUGGAAUAAGGGUGUUGAUUCUGAAAGCUUCCACCCCAGAUAUCGGUCUCAUGAAAUGCGAGUAAGACUAAGCAAUGGUGAACCUGAGAGACCAUUAAUAGUCCAUGUUGGACGGAUAGGAGUUGAGAAGAGUUUGGAUUUCCUUAAAAGCGUCAUGGAUAGGCUUCCGGAUGCACGAAUUGCUUUUAUUGGGGAUGGUCCAUACAGGGAAGAGCUGGAAAAACUAUUUCGUGGCAUGCCUGCAGUAUUCACAGGAACGUUACAAGGUGAGGAGCUCUCUGAAGCAUAUGCCAGUGGUGAUGUUUUUGUAAUGCCCUCAGAAUCGGAAACGCUUGGGCUUGUUGUUUUGGAGGCCAUGUCCUCGGGACUUCCUGUGGUGGCUGCUCGAGCAGGGGGAAUCCCAGAUAUCAUUCCUGAAGAUCACGAGGAUAAAACUGGGUAUCUCUUUAAACCUGGAGAUCUUGAUGACUGCUUAAGCAAAUUGGCUCCUCUUUUACGUGACCGUCAAUUAAGAGAAACUAUUGGCAAAGCUGCACGGCUGGAGAUGGAGAAGUAUGAUUGGAAGGCAGCCACCAAAGUAAUACGCAAUGAACAAUACAAUGCUGCCAUUUGGUUCUGGCGGAAGAAGAGAGCACAGUUACUGAGACCUUUCCAGUGGUUGGCAAAGCGUAUUUUCCAGUCACCAGAGGUUAACUACAGGUGAUGCAUUUAUGUCGUGGUGUUCCAACACUGGUAGUUCAUUAAGUAAUUUUGGGCUCGCUUCUGGGAAUAUUGUGUGAUUGAUUGGUUACUCAUGUCAAUAUGUCAAUUUGUUUAAUAGGGACCACAAAAUUUGGUCACUGUUGUUUCAUUUCAUUGGAAAUUCAUUGAUUUAAAAGUAAUUUCUGUGUAAUAAACAUUGGAACUUUAGCAUUUAUAUAAAUUGUUUUUGGCAUGCAA